Messenger RNA from Gongylonema pulchrum, 297 nucleotides. The record is from the annotation of a GenBank genome assembly. Lineage: Eukaryota; Metazoa; Nematoda; Chromadorea; Rhabditida; Gongylonematidae.
AUGAACCGUCGUGAACGACGAUCACGUUUCGACCAGAAAGCAGUAAGCGGAAGACAACAGCCCGAAAAUGAUUACGAUGAUAUAUAUCACGCUCGUCCAGAUGAUGAUGAACCAUCUUAUUUCGUUUACGAUGAAGAAGAAUAUGGUAUCGAUCGAGAUGAGCAAGAGAGGAUUGAAGAGCCAGAAAUGUUUGAUGACGCUAGCUUAAUUCCAACAGCACCAUACUACGACUUGCCAGCUGGUAUGAUGAUGCCACUGAUUGACAUGGAAGAUGUUCUGGUACGUUUUUAUACAUGA